UUUUACUGUCGGGUGGCCCGGGAGACAAGUGGUGUAAGAAGCUCGGAAUUUGUGUCCGGUUGAGCUGGUGUAUCUCAAGCGACUCUGCAUCAUCGAGCGACCGUAUACACUUCCGAGCGCGAGCCUCCGAACCUGUACGUCGGGGAUACCUCGCUUCUGUGCCGAUUCGUGAAAAGCUGCCAGCGGUAACAAAAUCAAGCUGGUGUCAUCGUCCGUGGUUGCUUCCUGGAAAGUGACCAAUUACAACUUCGAAGCGAUAAACAAGAGGCUUCACUAUGUCUUCGGCAGCGAGUCGGCCAGUGCCAGUGUGCCGCUGGGGCAGGCAAGAUGUACGCGGUGCUGGGUCGGCGUCACGGCCGCGUGCUGGGCGGCGACCUUCGCGAGGGUUCGCAGAUGUUCGAGGUGACGGCCGUGCUUCCCGUGGUGGAGAGCAUGCAGUUCGCCAACGAGAUACGCAAGCAGACCUCGGGACUGGCCAACCCGCAGCUCGUCUUCAGCCACUGGGAGCUGGUGGACGUGGACCCGUUCUGGGUGCCUUCGACCGAGGAAGAGUACGCGCACUUUGGGGAGAAGGCCGACACCGAGAACCGGGCUCGCAAGUACAUGAACUCCGUGCGCAGGCGCAAGGGCCUGCCCGUCAGCGAGAAGGUGGUCGAGCACGCCGAGAAGCAGCGCACUCUGUCCAAGAAAAAGUAGGCGCAGCUGCGGCCCACUUGGCGGGC
Molecule: messenger RNA, 722 nt
Organism: Rhipicephalus microplus (southern cattle tick)
Lineage: Eukaryota; Metazoa; Arthropoda; Arachnida; Ixodida; Ixodidae
Product: elongation factor-like GTPase 1
Biological process (GO): cytosolic ribosome assembly
Cellular component (GO): ribonucleoprotein complex; cytosol
Molecular function (GO): ribosome binding; GTP binding; GTPase activity
Source: RefSeq, a predicted model, not a curated record